Helianthus annuus (common sunflower) is the source of this 939-nucleotide messenger RNA. RefSeq lists its product as uncharacterized. The transcript is spliced from 3 exons. Lineage: Eukaryota; Viridiplantae; Streptophyta; Magnoliopsida; Asterales; Asteraceae. The record is from RefSeq and is a predicted model, not a curated record. Bases 1 to 939 code for a protein of 312 amino acids.
AUGUCUGAUCAUUUUUCCGUUGAAGAAUUUUCAUCAUUAACAAAUGAUAGAGCAUGGUAUAAUAUAAUCUUUGUUAAGGUGGAGUUUAUUUGGCAUGACGUGGAUGAAAAGAGAUUUGUGGUUAUUUUUCUUGAUCAACACGUUGCUGGUAUUUGGGUUGAAGGUAAUGACAAUAUCACUUCAUAUAAACGAAGUAUUGUUGUGUACGGUAGGUCUGAAUAUAGUCAAACUAUUCAGCCGUACUUCAGCUGUUACGAUCCAUUGUCGUAUCCUCUAUUUUUUCCUAAUGGUGAGUCGGGUUGGCAUGGUAACAUACCACGUCAAGGAGUAUCAAUCAAUGAGGUUCGCAACAAUGACAACAUCGAAGGAGAAAUGGAAGAGGCAAACACACGAAGUGGUAGAACAACCAUGGCUAUGCGAGAGUACUACUGUUACAAGUUCCAGAUUCGAUCUACCGAUAAUCUGCUUUUGUUCGGUGGUAGGCUGCUACAGCAGUUUGUGGUUGAUGUUUACAUCAAAAUUGAGACGUCACGCUUAGAAUUUUGUGAGAGAAACCAGGCUAAGAUUCGGGCCGAAUUGUACCAAGGUAUUGUGGAUUGCGUCAAUACUGGUGAGGUUCAUGCAAACAGAGUCGGGAAAAGAAUUGUGUUGCCUGCAUCUUUCAUCGGGGGGCCUCGCGACAUGCGACGUCGGUUUCUAGACGCGAUGACGUUAGUUCAAGAUGACGGCAAGCCUGAUGUAUUCCUUACAAUGACAUGUAAUCCUAAGUGGCCUGAGAUAUGUGAUAACUUACAUGUUGGUCAAACUGCUACAGAUCGUCCAAACCUUGUUUCAAGAGUGUUCCGGGCUAAAUUAGAAGAUCUUAAGGAUCAACUCUUCAAGAAACAUGUCCUCGGGGAAGUUAAGGCAUACGUCUAUUGUCACACCCCGGCCGCGUAA